AUGAUAAAAUUAAUUAAAAGCUUAGACUAAUUCGGAGCAUCAUUUUAACCUAAUAUCCAGUAUAGAUCAUCAGAAUAUAAAACUGUUUAAGGAGGAUUAAUGUCUGUCUUACUUUAUGGAUUAAGUUUGGCAUAUCUUAUUUACAUGAUAGUUUUAUGGCAAAGUGGAUAAAUAUUACCAAAAAUUACUACUUUAUCAAAUUUUGAAUAAGAUUACAAAUUGGAAUUAUAAUAGAGAUUUAUAUCAGUAGAAAUGAGAAAAUACUAAUAUACAUCUAUAGAUCCAUUCAACCCAAAUGCUUUGGUUCUUUAACCUAUUAUCUAUUAUUUCAUUAAUGGAGAAUCUCCUAAUCAUGGAUAUCCUAUAAAAUUUCAGAAUAAAAUUAAUAUGUUUAAUUUCCAUAUCAUUGAGAUUCAAAACCUAACCAUACAGACAAGUAGCUAAUUUUCCAAUGAAAACCCUUAAAUUGAGAUGAUGCUUGUUUUUGGUUAAUGCUCAGAGUUAUAUUUAUAAGAAGGAUAGAAAUGCGCUGAUAAUGCAACAAUUUAAAAUUUCUUUAAUUAAUAAACUAAUACUUUAUUAGUCAAACAAUCUAUAAAGGAAUUCAAUACUAAUACUGUCACAUUAGAUGAUAUUGAUAAAGAAUUAGUCAUUCCUCUAACAAAAGAUAAUACAUUUUUUGCUUAAGUUAUUACUAAAAUUUCAAAUACAUAAGUUGAUUAAGGAUUUCUAUUUGAAAGUCUUGACUAAUAUGAAUAUAUCACUGAUUAUUAAAUAACUGGUAAUUCCAUGAAUAAGGAAUAUUUUGAGAAAAAACUUGGCUAUGAAGCUUAUGCAGUAUUCUAUUAUUAAGUUGAUUAAAUUCAAAGUAUUUCUUAAAUAAGUUAUCCUAAAUUAAAUGAAAUUCUAGCCGAUGCUGGUUCUAUUGCCUCAACUCUUUUAUUAUUAUCCUACAUAGUUAUUCAGAUGAAUCAAAGUUAACUUUAAUUUGAGGCAGUUAAUCAUAUUAUUUCUAUUUAUUAUCCUCAUUUCAAAAAUUUCAAAAUUAUUAAAAAUUUUUUAGGUAAAAUAAUUCGAGUUGAAAAUAACGGAAAACUUAUCAACCUUAAUCUAUUCUUUCCAUAUUAUGAAAAAUUAAAAAGAAUUGGUGAAAUGAAACUCUCUAUUUCAAAUCAAAUUUAUGAAAUAUCUAGAUUAUAGUUUAUGCUAUAAUCUCAGUAUUCAAAUAAAUUUAUUUCUAAGUUUCAUAAAAUUGGCAUUCCUUUAAGUAAUCUGGGUUAAGAUUCAAUUUUAAUUAAACAAGAUAAUUUAUUUAAAUUUGAAAAUAGCAUUAUUCUAUAGGAUUAAAACAAUAAAUUUAAUUCAAUAGUAAGAUAUUUUAACAUAUUAGAAACCUAGUGUUGAAAAUUAAGAUUCAUAGUUGAAAUAAAAAGUUGUUUCAAGAAAAGAAUCUAAUUUGAUGUUGGAUACAGUCAAAUAAGAUGAAAAUUCAAUUGAUCAUCCUAGUUUUAUAAAACUAGAUUCUCUAAGACUCAAUGAACUUAGCUUAAAAGAUGAAGAUUUUGAAUUAUUAACAAUGCAAGAAGAAUUUAUUUAAUUAGAAGAAAAGUAAUUAAACUAAAAGAAUUAAGAAUAAGUAAACAAAUUAUAGCAUGAUCAAUCUAUUGUAGAUUUAAUAAUAUAGAGUUAAGCAUAAUGA
Molecule: messenger RNA, 1699 nt
Organism: Paramecium sonneborni
Lineage: Eukaryota; Ciliophora; Oligohymenophorea; Peniculida; Parameciidae
Source: the annotation of a GenBank genome assembly